Molecule: messenger RNA, 1046 nt
Organism: Emericellopsis atlantica
Lineage: Eukaryota; Fungi; Ascomycota; Sordariomycetes; Hypocreales; Bionectriaceae
Exons: 3
Coding region: 205-903 (232 amino acids)
Source: RefSeq, a predicted model, not a curated record
CGCCUUGCAGAGGGGAGGGAACGAGGGGAUCGCUUUCAGGUCAGUCAGCGCAGCUGAGCCGACAUGAGUCACAUGACCUUGCUCGUGCUUCCGACCAUCGACGCACCUGCCGCAUGUCACCUGGACCUGAAGUGACAUGUGCUCUCAGCUCUACUAGGCAGACGAGGACAGCGACAAAUCUCGGAGAAUGGUCCUCCAUUCUGCAUGCGCCUGCCCGUCCGUCGCUGGUUCGAUAUCAUUUUGAUGAUGGCGCCUACUGUGUAUAGUAGUCCCACAGCGGCGAGUGGCAUACCCCGGAAGCCUCGCUCUCGUGGCCUCCUCUCCAAGCUCAUUCGUUCCGCAGCCCUCGCCGCCGGUGAAGAAGUAGUUGCAUCAACUAUCACUCGCGUAAAAGAGGACAGCCCAGGCUUCACAUCACGCGUACCCAAGAUGGCUGUCUACGGGGCCUUGAUAGACACCACAGUCACACAUCUUCUGUUCAAGUGCCUUGGAGUCGUCUCUGAGAAGAUGCGCGGUAGUAUAGGACCAACUCUGCAGCUCGUCUUGACGUUCAUCAUUGUUACUCCGAUUCAGAAGCUCACGCGUCUCAUAAUGGUUGCGUACACGACUGGCGCUAAGACUUACACUAGAUUAAAGAAGACCGUGAAGCGCGUUUUCCUCCCGUCCCUAGCGGCGCUGGGUUUCCUAGCGCCGGCUAUGGUAGCCUUUGCACAGAUCUUCCUGCCCGAGGGGGCGCGCCCACUGUUCUUCCAGUACAUGGCAUUGUUUAUUAGGGUGUUUGAUAACGUUCUCGUGAAGAAGGCCUUGCGAAAGAUAGGGAAAAAAGAGAGAGAGAGAGAGGGCGAUAAUAGGCGGACAUCGAGGACAUCGUCAUCAGUGAUAUCAAAUGACAAACGGGUUUAGAUUCAAUGUCUCAGCAUGCCUGUCAUAGUCACUGAAGGUAGGCGUUGGGGUGUCAUUGCUGACUUCUGUAACAUAGUGAGGGAAAUAUAUACAUAUAUAAUUACUCGCCAAUGCCUAUACAUACGACCACACCCAGUGGAAAA